Physella acuta is the source of this 1075-nucleotide messenger RNA. Its product is annotated as methionine aminopeptidase 2-like. Gene Ontology annotation, molecular function: metalloexopeptidase activity; aminopeptidase activity. NCBI's taxonomy places the organism in Eukaryota, Metazoa, Mollusca, Gastropoda, Physidae. The record is from RefSeq and is a predicted model, not a curated record. Gene Ontology annotation, cellular component: cytoplasm.
AUGAAUGGUCACCUUGUGGAUUGUGCCUUUACUUUGACAUUCAACCCGAAAUAUGAUCAGCUACUAUUGGUAGUUAAAGAUGCAACCAACACAGGUGUAUGUGCUGCAGAUACAGGAAGUCAUGGUGUGCGUGCUGCAGGUAUUGAUGCGAGGCUGUGUGAUGUUGGUGAGCAGAUACAGGAAGUCAUGGAAUCAUAUGAGGUGGAGCUUGAUGGUAAAACUUACCAAGUUAAGCCAAUUAGAAACUUGAAUGGUCACUCUAUUGGUCAGUACAGAAUACAUGGUGAAAAAACUGUGCCAAUUAUCAAAGGGGGUGAAGCAACCAGGAUGGAGGAAGGUGAAGUCUAUGCUAUUGAAAGCUUUGGCAGUACUGGCAAAGGCCAUGUAAAUGAUGAUAUGGAAGUCUCUCAUUACAUGAAAAACUUUGAAGUUGGUCAUGUUCCGCUUGCCAAGUCUAAAUAGGUGUUGAAUGUCAUCAACCAGAACUUUGGGACCCUGGCUUUCUGUCGUCGCUGGCUGGAUAGGCUGGGCCACAGCAAAUAUUUAAUGGCCCUGAAAAACUUGUGUGAUGCUGGAAUUGUGGAUCCUUACCCUCCUCUCUGUGAUCAAAAAGGCUCAUAUACCGCUCAGUUUGAGCACACUAUCAUUUUGAGACCCACCUGCAAGGAGGUGGUAUCAAGAGGCGAAGACUAUUAAAAAGCUGUACUGGAAAACUACAGAAAGAAUUGUCAGUUUUACAUUGUCCUUUCUUUAUAUAAGUCAGUCAAAUAGAUAUUUAAAGGAUGUAAAAUAGUUAAGUAAAACGGUGAAGAACUGAAGGUUUCAUAUUUUUUCAUUAUCAUUUUAAAAGUUGCUUUGUUUAAGUUAAACAUCCAAUAAUUUUGAUAACAUAGUCUUUGCAGAACGAGAAAGAAAUUUUGAGUUAAAGCCUAUCAGAUUUUUUUAAAAAGAGUCAUGCUGUAAGAUAUACCUGGAAGAAAAACUGAUGCUUCAUUCAAAUAAUUUCCAGGCUUUAAUUACAAAUAAAUUGUUUUUUUACCUAAUUUAUACUAAAUGUUUAAAAGGCAAUUUUACA